GUAACAAAUCGGAGUAACAUUUUGGUAAUUUCUAGCUCUGCGAUGAAUCAACUUCAAGACAAAUUACUUCGGAUCUCUUCUACAACAGAAGAUGGAAGUUCAGAGAAAAAUACGCUCAGUCGAACAGCAAAAAUGGUUCUCUCAUCUCGUUGUGGCGCCCUGAACCAUAAACGUGACAAACUCGAAAAAAUUAAACCCACAAAAUUAGUCACAAAAACUGAAAAUUCAGCCCGAAAAUUGGGUAAUUUGACCCCUCAGCCUAAGAAAACUCAAAACACUUCAUAUUUAAACACUGAGAAUCGAUCAUUGACUCCUGACACCACCAGGAGAGCAAGAAGCCUGGGUGGUUUGUGUCAAGUUCCGAAGACUAACGGAAAGUUAAGUUGUUCUACAUCUCAAAAGACAAACGAAAAUUCAGGGUCUUGUCCGAAAUCUCCAAGACUUUUAACCCCAAAUACUUCACUGAAGAAAACAUUUAGUAAAUUUAGUCCUAGCGAUUCAAAUCCCACCACUGCCAAAACUCCAGAUUCAAAAAAUAAUGAUUUUGUAAAUUCAAAGUUUGGUACGAAUACUAAUAGAAAUUCAAGUUUUUCCCCCCAGACUCAAAAACUGCCUCGAAUCGCAGUCUCAAAGGAAGUACCUAGUACGUCUAGUUCUAUGAAUGGCCAUUUGAACCAUAAUCCACAAAUCUCAGAGUCUAGCAGAAUAAAUCCUCAAAAGUCUGAAUCAAGUGAUAGAAACGUAAAGACUAACGGAAAUACAAGUUUUUCUCCAAAAACUACAGAAUUAUCUCGGCCUACAACCUCAAAAGAAGUGCACAAUACGUUAAGUAAUAUUAUACGAACUUCCGAGUUGGGUGAAAUAGAUCCCAGGAAAUCUAAUUCAAGUGACAGUUCUUCGAUGGUGGACUCUGCGGCAGAUGACAAUGUUUUGCUAAAAGGGGAAGAAAUUUUGGGGCCGAAUUGCGACAGUAAUGCAACUACAAGCGAACUCCCAAAGAGUGAGAUUAAAAGGAUCAAACGACUCGUACAAAACUUCUUCAAUACUUUUGAUCUAGAGAAGUUGGAUCCUGAUAAAGUUACUUUGAAAGAACUACGAACAACAUUUGAAGCCUUGCAUGACAUAACCUUAGACAAAGAUGGUCGACGUUAUUUCAGAAACAUAACAGUGAAUUAUUUAGAGUUGGCACUGACUGUGAGACAACAUAAACAAAAAAUUUCUGACGACGCCCCUUCAUCAUCCACCAAUCAGCAAACACCUUCUAUAGCAAUAGGAACUCCUACUAGGAAGAGAAAAUCAAAGGAAAGUGUAACUCUUGUCGACUCCCCAAUCAUUCAUGAGGUAAAUUCCCGAGAACAAGAUUCUUCUCCAGCUAAAAUAAGACGAGUAUCACAUGAAACAACUCCUAGGCGAACUAUAGAAUCAGGAGGAUCGAACGCUGGGACAACAUCUGCACAUUCUUCAAAUCAAAUCAAUGAAGUCCAAUGUCCAUUAUGCAUGAAAAUGUUCCCAAAGUCAACUAUAUCCACCCAUGCUGCUCUAUGUGGUGAAGAUGACCUUCAGUUAAUUGGAAAUGACCUUCAAACUUUUAGCAAUGAUCUUCAAACAAUAAAUGAUGACAUUGAAAUUACUUCUGUUAUACCAGCACCCAGACAACAGACGUUUCCUGGUGAGACUGUUCUUGACUUGAGCGAUAACAUGAGACUGUCAGAGGCUGAGAAAAAACAUUGGAUCAAUUUUACAAAGCAACCCAAACCAUACCACGCUCGAAUGAACGGAGAAUUGUUCAAAAAUUGUCUACUGGUGAAAUGCCCUACGUGUGGGCAGUUGUACAGAUCUGAAGAAAUAGAAGAACACAGCGAUGAAUGUGCGGAAAAAGUCAACAGUGGGUUGGAGAAGAGAGGACUUUAUUAUGUCACAAAGAAGCAGAAAAUAGUGAACACGAAAAGAUGACUUGACUAAAUUCUUGUACACCGGUUUCCAACCAGAGGGCCAUGACCCACUUCUGGGUCACAGUAUCAUUCCCAGAUGUGUCACAAACCUACAGUUUUCUGCUAAUUAGUAGUAAUUUUCAUUCCAAUAACUAAAGUCACAAAAGUGUUCAUUUUUGCAGAAUGAUUUUGUAUUUUCCUUCUCAUACAAAAGUUAAUGGGCCACAAAAGAGAAAGGUUGAGAAUCACUGACUUAGUUCAGUGGUUCUCACACUUUUUUUGCUCGCGGCGCACUUUGAGCAAAUAAAAAAUUUUUGCGGCACACUUGUAAAAAAUAAAGUUAGCUUUAAUCAAAUUUAUUCUGCAAAUGUUGAUUCGAUGUGUGUGCCUGUUUUGAGAAACGAUUGAAACGAGGUUACAUCAUUCCCUUUUUUGCUUUCAAUUUCAGUCAGAGCAAAAAAACAUCUUCACAGAGCCAUGGAGAUGCAAAUGGCCAGGUUACUUCGAUGAAUUUUGCGCAGUCAAAACUUGUACAAACUUGCUUUCCUGUUAACCGAACUAGGCGCGCAAGUCAACAUGGUGAAAGAUGGAUGUCUUGUUUGAAUAUACAUUAUAACAAUGCAAUUAUAGCAUGACAAUUACCCUUACUACAACGACAAGGCAAAUGUAAUGAUGUUAUCAGUCUAAUGCGCACUCAAGUCUUUCCCGUUGCAUGCAUGCCUAUGUGUAAUAUGAUAAGCUUAUUUUCUAAAAUUCCAAAAAGCUUUGCGGCACACCUGAGAAUCUCUCACGGCAAACUAGUAUGCCGCGGCACACAGUUUGAGAACCACUGUCUAGUUCAGGGGUUCCCAAACCAGGGGUCGCGUCCCCAAAUUGGGUCGGAGUGAUAUGUAGGUAGAGUCACAAACAGGUCAUGGGGUCGCUGAGGUAUGGUAGAGGGUGAAUGUACAAAUCAUCCAAGAUUUGACAAACCAUGUUAAAUUUAGCAGCUUGUACCAUGGCUUACUGUAAAACGGGCCCAUAGGCAUCGCUCUAUGCUUAUGCUAUAGAAAAUGUACGUGCUUAUUGUGACAUCACUGUUUGG
Molecule: messenger RNA, 3015 nt
Organism: Styela clava
Lineage: Eukaryota; Metazoa; Chordata; Ascidiacea; Stolidobranchia; Styelidae
Biological process (GO): single strand break repair; base-excision repair
Cellular component (GO): nucleus
Molecular function (GO): damaged DNA binding
Source: RefSeq, a predicted model, not a curated record